Ruditapes philippinarum (Manila clam) is the source of this 9677-nucleotide messenger RNA. Its product is annotated as TRIO and F-actin-binding protein-like. The coding region runs from base 545 to 7237 and encodes 2230 amino acids. NCBI's taxonomy places the organism in Eukaryota, Metazoa, Mollusca, Bivalvia, Venerida, Veneridae. The transcript has 27 exons. The record is from RefSeq and is a predicted model, not a curated record.
AUAAAAAUGUGUCUUCUAGUGUUUAAGGUUUUAAUAUCAAAUUGAAUAUUAUUCAAGUGGUAAAUACCUUUAUUUAAGAAUUAUUUACAUGUUGAAUAAUCAAUUUGGCUGACUACAUGAGGCAAUUAAUUCAAAUAGAUUUGGUAUUUAAAUCGGGGGAGUGUUCAAACCUUAAUCACUAAGAGAAGCAGUUUAAAAGAUUUUUGUGAUUCACAAUUUCACAAGUUUGUGAUCAUCAGACAUACAAAGUUGCUUUAUCUGCUGGAAUAAGUUUCAACAUGAUAGGUUUUUUUUAUCUUAAUCUAGGUCAACCUGUAUGGACAAAAUAAUAAAGUUAUAGUGAUUGUUAUUAAAUUGGACAGGAUAUUAUAUUGUUUUGUUAGGAGUAAUCCUCUAAAAUCCUUAAUAAUCCUUGAAAAGAUCAUGAUGGAACUGAGGAAGUAUUAAGCUUGACAGAAUUAUGUGAAAAUUUGGCAAAUAGAGUUGACUACAACAAAGUGAGUGACAGGCAAUGAAAUAACUGGAAAUAAUACAUGUAAAAAGUAUGGCAUUUCUUGGAGGCUACAGUGAAGAUUUUGAUCUAGAUGACGAUGGAAUUUUACGAGAUUCUGUGGAAUCUGGCGGGAUUCUUAUUGACGAUGAAGGAAUUGUACGAGACGACUUUGAUCUGCUAAGCAAACAUGGUAGCUCCACCCACUGGACAGAUUCAGGUCUAGGGGGAGAUAAACAAUCAAGCACUCCCUCAACAUUACGUCAACUAGACCUUCAAUCUUAUGACUUCGAAGACGUUUCACGCAAUUUUGAUGAAAGUAAUAUAAAUAUCAGUGAUUUAGAGGCGUCGAAAGAUGAUUUAAGUUUUGAUGCUGAUUUUGAUGAUACAGGUGAUAAGUCUCGAGGCCGACUAACUCCAAAAGGAAAUAGGAGUGGUCUUAGCAGCAGAAGUAGCUUUGAUCAUUCGUUAAACUAUGAUGAAAUUCUUGAUCAUGGGAUUUCACAAGGAGAAGAUAAAAAGCAGGAUUUAUUUGGUGAAGAAUAUUAUCGACAGUUGCAAGAAUUAGGUGUUCUUGUUGACGAGGAGGAUUUUGCAAAUCCAAGAGAUUCGUUACAGGAGUUUGAAAAUCUAGAAACAAAUUAUUCACGAGAUUACGAUAAUGACGAAACGCGAGAUGAAAUUGAAGAUUUUUUAAAUCAAGAUGGACCGGACGCUACCCGAGAGUCUAUGGACAUUGAAUUACCUGAAAAUAAUGGCAGACAUGCAGAAGUAAAAGUGUUUGAGAGUCAUGGUUUUGAUUCUUUUGAUCACCGUCAGUUUGAAGUAAAUGAGGGAAAACGUACAAGACCAAAUACUGCUAGCUCUACUAGAACAAUAAGUAGUCGAUCAUUUCCUGAAAUAUCUCCAGAGGAAGCACUUGAACUUUAUACCGAAAGACUUCAAACUCUUGAUCAUGAUAAUGAUAGUAUAACGUUUGAACAAACACAGAGUCAGCGAACUGAUCACAGUGAUACUGAGGAUAUAAAUGAUGAUGAAAUAUUCUUUGUUGCAAGUCAAGAAAAUGAUGGAGAAAGUCCAAAACCGGCAAAAAUGCCAGCCUAUGAUAAUGAAAAUAAGCCUUCGUUAACACCCCAAAAGAGAAAUAAGAACAUAUCAGGACAGCACAGUGAUGAUAGUAGGUCAAAUACUCCUCAAGGUCAAACAUUAGAUUAUGAUGACGAGUCUGACAGAAGUAGGUCAGUAACUCCUCAAGCAGAUGACAAUAAUCAGGAAAAUAAUGGUUAUCAAAGCAAUGAUGAGAGAUUCGUUGAUUCAUUAACGCAAGUUUCUCGCCUCGACUCGCGUAAUAAAACACAAAGUGAAAGUGACACAUUUAGACCGGAUUCUGCUCUUAGUGAAUUAUCCUCUGCCGCGUCAGAAAGUAGGUCAGCUCGACCAAAAAUGAGCAAAUCACAAGGGAAGCCACCUAUGCAACAAAAAGGUGGUAUGUCUCAUGCAAGGUCUCAGGAAAGUUUCUUUGAUCAUGAAACUGGGAUGUUCAAGAAAUUGGAGAAAGGUCCGAAAAGGUUGUUACCAAAACCAAGCCCAGUUGAUGAAAAUCAACCCCUUAAAGUCAAAAGUAAAAGUGCUACAAAUCUUAAUGUCAUGGGUCCAGUGAAACCAACUCACAUGACCUUGUCUGAAAUAAGGAAUAUUAAUAUUGACGAUCCGUUACUGGACUUACAGGACUUUGAUAAAAGUGAACCUAAGAGCAGUGCCUCUGAUGUUCCGAAAGGGGAGUUAACUCAGAAAUUGAAGCAAGAGUCUAGUAAGCGUCAACAAGCUACUCACCUAGUGAGGCAACUUCAGUCAGACUAUGAUAAACUUUUGUCAAAAUAUGCUCUAGCAGAGCUUACAAUCGACCAGAUGAGACUCGGUGCUAAAAUAUCAAUUCAUGCCAAUUCACCGACUCCAAGCCAGGCUACAAGUGGUUCCCUGCAAUCAGCACAGCAUUUACAGAUGUUACAGCUAGGUGGCGCUCACCGUGGUUCAAUAACGUCUGCUUCACCUUCUAUGUCACAACAAAAUGUCUUCUUUCCAGAGAAUCAACCACAGGAUGGGUCAGAAAGUCGCAUGCCACAGCAUCGUGGUACUUCCCCUGCAUUGCUACCCAGGUCAGAAUCCACCAACAGUAUGGACUCUACGAGCACGCCCCGGGGAGAUGUGGAGGAGCCUGGAGGUAUCGCAAACGAUGCAGAGAAAGUCAAACUGGGUCUCCUCUUCCAAACCAGAAAUCUUGAUGAAAGGAUGCAGUCAUUCCAAGCAUUACUUGGUGAUAAUCAGUUGACAGUAGAAGAGCAGGAAGGUGUUUUUGAUAAAAUACGUACGGAUCACGAAAAACUACGUAGAGAUUAUUUACAGUCAAAAGAAGACUAUAAUGUAUUACGAAGGUCAACCCCAGCAGGGUUAGAUGUCGCAUUUGACCAGGAGAAAGAACUGGAAGGAGAAUUGUUCAAACUAGGAAUGAAAUUUGAUGAAAUUCAUGAAAAAGUGGACGAAAACUUGAAAGAAAAAUCUGCCCAAAGGCAGCCAUUUCAGAAAAAGCAUCAAGAAAGUGGGACCUCUCCAGACACUUCUAUGGAUGUGGAUCCAGCAACAGAAAAUGUCAAGAAAAAGAUGGAGGGUAUAAGUGCAGGAAAUGACCUGUUAGAGCCAAAACGUGAUUCUGAGUUUGAUAAUAAGUUAAAACAUUUACAUGAGGAAUAUAAUGCAUUAAUGGAUAGAUACCGGAGAUUAAAACAAAUGGCUAAAACACCAGAACGUGAGAAAGAGAUAGAUAAUCUAGUGAAGAAACUGAGGAAAAUUUGCAAAGAAGAGCCAGAAAUAUUCAGAUUGCCGUCUGACCUUCAACCAGGCAAUGAUACGCCACGUUCUCAGAAAGCAAUAAAGUCUGAGACGGCCCAUACGCAGAAAACAGGAAACGUUGGAACCUCAGACUCGGUUAAACCUCCCACUUCCGAGAAACGUAAACUCCCGCAACCAAAGUCUGAUAAAGCUCCGGCCAAGGUUACGGAUAAAUCUCCGGCCAAGUCGUACGAAAUUUUAACGGCUUCGGAAACAUGGAGUCUUGCGGAGAGUAUUGAUAGAUGGGCACAGAGUAAAGAGGCAGCUGACGAGGAGAGGAGACAAAUGUCAAAGUCUACAGACAAUCUAAACUCUUCAAUGGCCUCUAACAGAUCAUUCCGUAGUGACAGAGGUGGGGAUUAUCAUGACGAGACGGACUCGCGGCUUCAAAACAGACAUCGUAGUGGUAGUUACAGUAGUUUAUCCAGUAGAGGGCGCCACACACCUGACUUCUCGUCACAUGAUAGAGAAUCACCAGUACCAAGCCUUCCUCGCCCUCGUCGACAUGACUUUCCUGACAGGGAGAGACGAGAUAGAAGGGAACUUAAAAAGAGCAUGGAGUCAUUGCGGGCAAGCACUAACAGUCUUGCCACAGACAGUGGUAUAGAUUCCGUUUACACCCCAAAGUCUCGUACUAAGAAGCCUGACUGUGGAAGCACAACAAGUUUACAGGAUAGUGGUAUAUCUGAACAUGAAGGUGGGGCAACAGGAGGUCAAUCUGGACAAAGUAGUCCCCUGUCAAAGUUACCUGGACCAGGGAAGUUCAAACAGAUGACCGGGCGAAGAGAACUUGAUACAGACAGUGGCUUUAUUGGGUCAAUGGUAGGGUCAGAGGUCAGUGCUGGUAACCUGUCAUCAAGGCGGCAACCUCCUCAGUCACCUGUACGGUUAAGGCAGCCUGGGGAUAUGCCAAAUCAAAGGCCAAGUUCCCGCCAAAGUAAUAGAUCAGAAGAUAGUGCAAGGGGGACAACUCCCAGGUCCGCCAGGUCUGUAGCAUCAUCCAAGUCAUCAAGACGCACACCUACAAAAGCUUUCCCGCUUCCAGAAUCACAGCCAACAGAAAAUGAGGCACGGGCUAAAACACCGAACAAAGAGGAACGAAGAACUCCAUCCAGAUCUGAUAGCAAAGCAAAAACAAGAGAACAACAGCUGCAGACGUCGGGUAGAUCACGUGACUACACAGAUGAUAGCUAUACUUCAGUUACGGAGAGCGAGAUGAGUUUUGACUCGGAGAUGAGAGGACGAAGGAGCAAGCCAAAUAGUCGCAACACGUCAUUACGAAACAUCGACAAGAUCAUGGAGGAUAGUGAGGAAGACCAGUAUUCCAUAGAUCCAACAUUAAAUGAAACCACCGAUCUCAAUUUAUCAUGGAUAACCUCCGACUCUGAAAGGCCAAGUACCGUACAAUCAAAGCGAAAGGAGAAAAUACAAGCUACACCAAAAAAGUCACAGGAAUCUUCCAAAUCUGGGUCAAAGGUCACUACAAAGCAGGGCAGAGGGCAAUCACAGCAACAAGGUAGAGGUCAGAGUCAGACGCCUACAAGAGGUGGAGAUAGAAGGCGUGGUGAAAUGACAGAUGAAAGUACCACAUCAACGAUGUCAACAAGGGACGUAACUCAGGAUAUGACUCAAGAUACGACACAGGAUAGCUACACGUCAGACGAGACUACGCCAAGGUCAGUGAUAGAAAGAGAAAGAAAACAGGCCAAAUUAAAGCAGCAGUCAAGGCCAAACCAGGAAACAAAAACUAAAAGAGGGCCUUCCCCAGCAAUGGAGAUGGCGCCACCUCCACGUAAUACAACACCUGUCAAGGCUGCAAGGUCAGAAGUUCAUCCUAAGAGAUUGUUAGACAGUACUUUAGACUCAAGCCCAGAAAGGCCGAGGGCUGAGCCUCGCAGGGCUCUAAAACCAAAAUAUGUGGACAGAAGUAUAGGGUCCGGUGGCGAGGAGACGAUAUUAGCCUCUGAUGCUGAAACCGCGGCAUCUGGUGCUACCAGAGGCUCGGCAAACAGUGCCAGAAUCAAGUUGUUAUCUGACGAGAUUGGAAAAUUAAGGGAGGAGUUUGUAAAAGCCAAUAAUGAGAAAACACUGCAGCAACCUUUGGCCCCUCCCCCAGCUCUGCCUCAACAACAACAGGAUCAGUAUUAUGACCAAUAUUUUGACCCGACUGAGGAUCCACUUGCAUUUAUGAGAGGGCCUAGGAGAAGAGCCAACUCAUUUUCUGGUCAUGGAGGGCGUGAUUGGGAUUAUGAUUGGACGUUGCCGAAUGUACAUCGUGACGGUGAUAUUCCCCUUGGAUACGCUGCAGCAGACGCCUACGCUACACCUAGACAUAAACAUAAACAAGAAGAACCUCCAGUUGAGGAGAGUAGAACAAGGGGAAGACACAGACUGAGGCGAAGAAUUCAUCAGAGAAGUAUGGGAACACAACAUAUACCUGAUCAAAAUGGUUACGAAUCUGACCAGUCUCCAACAAGGGUACACGCAGAAGAAGUGCAAGCAUCUCCAAACAAAGUUCAGGGGCAUUAUGGGUAUUAUUCGCCUCAGCAGAGUGCAGGAGUCCCGACACAACAAAACAUCCAAGUUAAAUCUCCAGUAAACAUGCAGCCAGGAAGACGUGUUUUUGGUUCCCAGCCUAACUUAGCUUACACAGGGUAUCAACCACCUCCCCCACCUAGAUCUACAGCCUCCGGAUCAACAAGAUCAGCCAGCCAAACAUCAUCAUCACGACCCCUCAGACAAACACUUUACUCAUACGCUGCCAACCCAACACAAAAUAGAGCGGGUUACAAUCAGACAGAAAUUCAACCUCCACCAUACGGUCAUCAUCGACAUCGUCAAUAUGCCAGUGACGAUAUACGUGUGAACGAUGGACAGACAAGGUUUAUACCUAAUGGUGCUUCUGAUAUCCAUAGUGCACAAAGUGAAGGUGGGAUUUAUACAUCGUCCUGCCCUAUGUGUGGCAGCUCAAGUUACCACUCACAUGGAGAUUUUGUGUACCCCCCAGAAGAUCAUAGAGUGCCAUUAGGAUACAUUGUUCAUGAUGGAAGACAAAUUGUUGAGAGCAUUCAAGUUCCUGUCUACUCACUCCCUCCAAAUGAAGCCCCUCCUACCCCCAGACCAUUAUCAUCUCAAUCCUUCAGGAGCUCAUUACCAUUCAGAAUGUACAAGGCUCCACCUCAUAUAAAACCACACCUAUUUCCUAUUAACAUACCCAAGAAAAUCACACCUUCUCAUGUAACAUUCCAAACUCCGCCCCCUGCAAGAAAUCAGCCAAUGACAGUCAUUCAUGAUGCAGAGAACGAGCCAAUCAUAGAGAUGGACUCUCCCUUUGAGGAGAGCCCAGAACCAAGGACCAGAGCUAGGUCAAGGUCAUGGGGUCGUGCAGGAAGAAUACGGCAUUAUUCACCAGAUGGUAGAGUUAGAAGAAGUAGAUAUUUUGUGCGGGAAUUUGGCAAUGUUGAAAGUGAAAGUGCUGAUUCAGAGGAGGAAGAAGCACCUAGAAGAAGAAGUCGAAGUGUUGGUAGACGAAGGAUGCGGCACGGACGUAAAUAUCGUCGUGUUCGUGGAGAGGAAGAAUAUGAGAGUGACAGAGGAUCACAGUCAUUGAGUUUGAAAAAAUCAAGAAAAAAGAAAAAAAGAUCAAAAUCUCAACCAAACAUCAAUGAUGCUGCUGAGGAGACAAAGGGGGAUAAUCCAUCCCCUGAUAUAAAAAUUUCGGCAGCUGGGGAAGAUGAUUUAAACCGGUCAUUACGAUUAGUCGGGGAGAUUGACGAGUUAACUCAUAAGAUGAUGGAUACAGUAAGUGGAGAACUUGCAAUGUCACGUCGGAGAAAAGAUUUUGGGUCAUCAGUUUGGUAGGAUGAAUCCGAACAUCAGCAUUAUGAUGGUGAAAAAUGUGAUAUUUGUAAUGUAGAUACUGCAAUGGUAUAGAGGACGAAUUUCAUCAAGUAUCACUUUAUUGACGACAGAACAGAAUUUCCCAAUUGAAAUUAGAUUUAAUAGAGCCAGUUUCAUUUGUAUAAUUAUAAUCAGGGACUCUGUAGAUAUUUCAUAAAAUUUCAGUACUGUUCAAUUAAAAAUGAUACCAUAAUAUAUUAAAUUUUCUGUAACCAUUGUAAAAAUUGCUGAAAAUUUUUUACAUGGCUUUUAUAAUAUACGUGUACAUGAAAUUAAAUUAGGGAAAAAAGCAUUAAGUAUGUAUGAAAUCAAAAUGAUGUUGAAUAUAAGUACAUAAUUGUAUUAAAGUGAAAUUGGAUAUGAAUGAAAUAUGGAGUUAUGUAACUGGCAUACAAUUUCAUGAGCUUCAUCCAGUACAAGAAUGAAUAAAAUGCAUUUAGACAUGGAAAACAGAAUUCACAAAUGGAAGAAUUGUGAAAGACUGUCCUUAAAUAUUUAAUAGUGUAUUACAAGUUAACACUUUAGAAAGUUUUUAGUUUUAAGCUAAAAUAAAUUUCAGGACGGAGCACCAUUUGUUCACUGAAUUGUUACUGUUUAUUAUAUAAAUUGUUAAAGUAUAAUUAUGUUAUAUUAACCUGGAAAUCAAAAUGCUUUUUAUUGCCAUGAUUUCAUUUUAUUUAUCAUAUUGCAUUUAGUGUUAAUGUCUGUGAACUUUGGUUCUUGGAAUGAUAUUUUAGUCUUUAGAACAGCUUUUUUCUGUGAAUGUUUUGACUUUUUUUGUCAAUUUUUUCCGUCCAUGACUUUUACUUUUUAUAUGUGUUAAGACUUUUUUUAUAUCCAUAUAUAAACUAGAAAUUAAUUAUGAUAUUGUUAGAAUGAACCAGUGUUAAACACUUGCUGUGGUAAAUGGUUGACUUACCUUAGCUUAUUAACUUAUAGAGGAAUGAGUGAUUAACUGUAGGAUUCUAUAAGAAAACAAGUAAAUAGCAACAACCAGUAGGGGAAUGAGAUAAUAACAACAGCCUAUUGGGGGGACUUAAGGACAUUUAUGUAGUGACUAUGACACUGACACUAGAAAUGAGGCUAUGAAUGCCACAUCAAACAUGAGAGCAGGAUACAAAUUGCCACCUUAGUGCAAUAACUGGUUAACUCCUAUUAAAUUCAGAAGGACUUAACCUGUUAAUGCAAUAAGGUGACGAAAUUUGAUUGGUUAAAAUUACCAGAUGAUUUCAUAGAUUAUUUCAAUUAAAAUUCUAGCUAUCAAAUUUGUUAAGACUUUUUUAUAUCCAUUAUACAAUGUAAACUAGAAAUCAAUUAUGAUAUUGUGAUAACAACCAGUGACUUUCCAUAGCAACCAUCAAUUUCCAUAGCAACAUAAUAAUGGAAUUGUAUAGCUAUAUCUUAUACACACAGCUUUUAUAGGGUAGAUUAGCCGAGAUUAAAUGUAUUAUUCCAUUCAAUUCUGGUGACUGAGAAAGAACAUGGGGAUGCUUUAAUGUAUCUGAUAUAACAAUACAUUUGAAUCAUAUUUAUUUUUGGAUUUAAAUCUUGUACUGAUUUGUGAUAUAUUUCAUUUUAAUUUAUUUAAAAAAACAUUGUCUUUUUACCGUCCAUUUUUUUCCAUUUCUUGUUGUUUUUUUUUGUAUUUAUUUGAUAUAAUAUCAAUGUACAGUAUUGUUAUAUUUAUUUAUCAUAAUGUAACAAUUUUGACAUUAUACAGGAUGGCCUAAACAAGGUUUGAACAUUAAUUAGCAUUUAAUUUAAUUGACUGUUAUAUAGUCGAAUGGUACUCAUACCUGUAUUUGGCAUUCAUAAUUGUGACUUAUUGUAAUUGUUAAAGACAGGUGGCUGUUUAAUUCAAGUAAAUACAAUGAGGAAAUAACAUUUUAUGAUAAAGAAGAUUGGCUUUUUAAAAUAAAUUUUAAUACAUAGUCUUUGUUACCAAAAUUUUAAGUUAGACCGUAAAAGCUUUGUUUAGCACAAUGUCCCUGACAUUUAGUUUAGAUAGUUGAUCACCAACCACUAAAACUGAGACCACUAAAGCUUAAUAAAAACUCCAUGUGUAAUGUAUAGGAAGUAUUCACUAACAUUUGAAACCUUACAGAAGGUAAUAUAUUUUUUGAACAUGGUUCCACAAAGUAAAAGCUUAUGAUGAUUUUGAUUUUAUUUUUAUUACCAGUAAAACAAAAAGGCCAAAUAUCUUGCAUGUAUUGUAUAUUGUAUUAAAAUGUUUUGAGGCACUACUACAUUAGAGUAGUGAUACCAUGUGAUAGCUUUUUAUGUAUUUAAUACUUAAUUUAUAUAAUGCUGUACAAAAUAAUGUACGGAUAUUUUUAACAAGUGUGAUAUUUUAAUCUACAUGUACAUUUUUUUAUACUGAAAAUAAAUAUUUAUGUAUAAA